This is a messenger RNA of Prorocentrum cordatum, 912 nucleotides long. NCBI's taxonomy places the organism in Eukaryota, Dinophyceae, Prorocentrales, Prorocentraceae. The record is from the annotation of a GenBank genome assembly.
GGGCGCCGCCGCGGACACAAGUCCGCGCCCGCGCUCGCCCCGCCGAUCAGCGCGGCCUCGCGCUGGGGGGCAGACCCCAGUGAGCCUCGCAACACCGUUGCGCGCGAGGGCGGGCCCGAGGUAUCGGAGUUCCAGCAGGCAAUGAGGACGUCGCCAUCGGAGGGGCAUCGCCGCCUUGAGCGCGGGCUGAGCUUCGCGGCGCCCAAUGACAGACCCGACACCCGCGCAGAGGCGAUUGCUGCCGCUGUGGCGCAUGGUGAACGCAUGAAGGAGGUUGAUCGCCAGAUUGCAGAGGAUGAAGCGGCCCUGAUGGCCGAGGUGCUGCCAGAUGACCGCGAGGUGCUGCCAGAUGACCGCGACUGGCAGCAUCUGGCAGCAGAUGAGGAGGAUCCAGGUGGCAAGUCCGAGCCCGCGGUGGAGACUCUCGUCGGGGUCGUCGCGUCGGAGAGCGCUUCCGAUACGGACGCCGCCCAGGGCAUCUCCGACGGGCAGCAGAUCGUCUCCGCGGCGGGGGGCAGCUCCGACGGGCAGCAGAGCGCCCAUGAGGCCGUUGCCCUGUCGCCGACCAGCGCCCCCCCACUUGCGCACCAUGGCGAGGCCAAAGAGCCGUGCGGCUUCAACGCCAUCAAUGCCGAACGUGGAGGCAGCCACCGACGCGCGAAACAGCUGCAGGUUGCGUCUCCGCCACCCGAGUCGAAAGAGGAGGUGGUGAUGCCCCCCGUGGACGUCGUGCGCGACACCUCGCUCCGCCCAUCGUGGUCGCCAGAUUCCGUCGACUCGGGCGCGCCGACGCUUCGCCUGGCGAGCUACGACAACAUGGAGGACAGCCCACCACAGGACGAGCCGCCCCUGAGCGACGACCUGCUGCUGCAGCUCGCGGCCUGGAUGAAGGACGGCGGUGCUGGGGACUGA